Drosophila busckii is the source of this 1633-nucleotide messenger RNA. It is a transcript of the gene Cyp313b1, whose product is annotated as probable cytochrome P450 313b1. Gene Ontology annotation, molecular function: oxidoreductase activity, acting on paired donors, with incorporation or reduction of molecular oxygen; heme binding; monooxygenase activity. Bases 41 to 1570 code for a protein of 509 amino acids. The record is from RefSeq and is a predicted model, not a curated record. NCBI's taxonomy places the organism in Eukaryota, Metazoa, Arthropoda, Insecta, Diptera, Drosophilidae. The transcript is spliced from 7 exons.
AACUAUUAAAACGAUUGAGUGUUCAUUGUAGUUCAACGACAUGUUGGCCUGCAUUAUACUCAUCAGCUGGUUGCUGCUCAUAUGGCUGUAUUUUCUCUGGAGCCGACGACGAUACUAUUGGGCAGCAUGGCAGCUAAGAGGCCCCAUAGGCUUGCCCUUUAUAGGCAUGGGUCUGCAAAUGAUGAAGCCCGAGACCUUUUUGCAGUACAUGGCAGGCCUUUCGUACAAGUAUAAGGCACCUUUCAUAUCCUGGAUGGGCACCGAUUGCUUUCUGUAUGUCAACGAUCCGCAGAGCGUGGAGCAGGUCUUCAAUUCCACACACUGCACCAACAAAAGCGAUUUCUAUCGCUUCAUAAGCUCCGCCAUAGGCGAUGGCCUUUUCACAUCCAGCUCCCCACGGUGGCAAAAACAUCGUCGGCUUAUUAAUCCCGCCUUUGGACGUCAAAUACUUUGCAACUUUUUGCCUAUAUUCAAUACCGAGGCUGAAGUACUGUUGAAUAAGUUGGAGGUGGAGGGCGUGCAGCAGUGCAAAGGAGUUGAGAUAUAUUUGAUACUCAAGAAAAUUGUGCUAGAGGCCGCUUGCCAGACUACCAUGGGCAAGAAAAUGAAUUUUCAGCAUGAUGGAUCUAUGGCUAUAUUUGAGGCAUAUAGCGGCAUCACAGAGGUCUGUGUAAAGCGCAUGUUGUCGCCAUGGUUGUAUCCGGAGCUCAUCUAUCGCUGGUCGCAACUUUUUGGACGACAACAGAAAGUUGUCAGUGUGCUGUUUGGCUUUGUGGAGCAGUUGCUACAACCCAAUGUUGCUGUUGUGGGCGUUGCGAAUAAACAACAAGAACAAGAACAACAUCAACAACAGCAGCAGCAGCAGCCGCGCAGCAAGUCAAAAUCUAUAUUCAUUGAGCAGGUGCGUGAGCAUGUGGAAAUUGGACAGCAAAUGAGCUGGCAGGAUGUCAGAGACGAGGCCAAUGUAAUUAUUGCAGCGACCUUUGAAACCACUUCAACCGCCCUAUACUUUACAAUCUUGUGCCUGGCCAUGCAUCCGGAGUAUCAAGAAAAACUGCAUGCCGAGCUCAAGGCUGAGCUGCCCGCACAAGGUGAUAUAGCCAUAGAGCAGCUGGAGCGUCUCAGUUACACAGAAAUGGCCAUUAAUGAGGCAAUGCGUCUAUUUGCGCCCGUCCCCAUGGUCUUGCGACGAGCUGGCCAGGACCUGCUGCUGCGACGCUCAGAUGGCGAGUUUCUGAUUCCGCGCGGCACACAAAUCGGCAUUGAUAUCUACAACAUGCAGCGGGACGAGCGUGUCUGGGGCUACUUGGCCAGCAGCUACAAUCCGGAUGCACACUUUGGACCCGAGGCGCCCAAGGCUCAUGCGUUCGCCUUUGUGCCGUUCACAAAGGGACUGCGCAUGUGCAUUGGUUAUCGCUAUGCGCUGUUGCUAAUGAAGCUGCUGCUAGCCAAGAUCUUUCGCAGUUACCGCAUUAGCACAGAUGCACGGCUAGAGGAGCUGCGUGUUAAGGGGAACAUCUCGCUGAAGCUUGAGCAGUAUCCGUUGUGUCGUGUGGAACGUAGAACGUAGUAAUUGAUUGCUAAGUUUUUGCUUCGUUACCUGAUGGCAAUUUUUCAAUUAAAAGUGUAAUUU